CCUGCUGCAGGACGAGGACAAAGGUAUAUCCACUAAGAAUUUUCUAAGUAAAAAUUUCUGGACUUGUUUAUCAUUCGUCCAACACUCGUUUCAUUCCCUUUUGCAGAUUCAGCCAGGAGCAAACUAAGGAAGUCUUGGAUAGGAGACAUGAGCUCAUCCAGAUUUGCGGACACUCUAUGGAAGGAGUACAGUAAAUCAGGUGCCGAAAAGAGGGCCGACACUCUGAAAAAUGCCCCAACCUCUAAGGCUUUGGCCGAAAAAGCCGCAGCGAAGAAACGGCCGGCCGGUACCAGUGAAGCCCCUCCCUCAAAAAAGGCAAAGGGUUUUACUGCUAAGAAGAAGAAGACCACACGGCCGGUUCCCAAGGUCGUGAUCAAUCUACCGGCCAAGGAGGAGGCCAAAGAAGAGCCGGCUGAAGUUGACUCCCGGGCCCUCGUGGCCUAUACUGGUCCGGCCGAGCAACCCACUCCUUCGCAACCUGACGAGGUUGUCGUCUUGGACGAUGCUGGACAAUCUUCUCAGCCGGACGCGGCUGUGGACGGGUCCGCCUUCUCUGGGCCAGUGGCCCAACUGGUAGGCCAGAUGCCGGCUGCUUAUAGGACGGCUUCCCGUUGUUCUGAUAAAGGGAAGGGUCCAGCUGUUGACGGCUCCCCUAGCCUCUCUGACGAUGAAUCUUCUCCAGCUUUUGGAAAGAUGUCGUCGUCUGAACGUGAGAAGCUCAAGACAGAGCUGUUCAAGUGCUUUCCUGAACCUUAUAUUAAGGGGUUAAGGGGAGCAUCGUCUGGGCAUGUAGGUUACAUGUCUCAGCUUGCUGCCGAGCUUUUUGCUCGCAGCAUGAUAACAGAAGACUGGGCAAAGGAGCUCAGAAAAGAAAACAAAAAGCUCGUCCAAGAUGUGACGGCGGCCGCUGAUCAUGCCCAGUUUGCUAUGGCCUAG
This is a messenger RNA of Beta vulgaris subsp. vulgaris (sugar beet), 936 nucleotides long. RefSeq lists its product as uncharacterized. The record is from RefSeq and is a predicted model, not a curated record. The transcript is spliced from 4 exons. NCBI's taxonomy places the organism in Eukaryota, Viridiplantae, Streptophyta, Magnoliopsida, Caryophyllales, Amaranthaceae. Bases 148 to 936 code for a protein of 262 amino acids.